UUGUUCUGUGGUCUGUGGUGUGCAUGGUUGCAUAAAAAUAACAUAACCUUAGUUGCCGCAUGUACCAAUUUCUCCAUAAUAGUAAGGAUACAAAUAGGUUAACCGCCUCAGAAAGCCAUGGAAUUGCAAGAACUGAUCCUUACGACUUGCCGCAGCACGCAGCAGUCGUCUGCUUGUCUUUGGGAUCAAACCACCGGCAACGCCCUUCAUUAUUAUAAAAAUGGGGGAGUUAUAGCCCCCAAAACCCUCACCUUACUCGGCAACGACUACGUUAUGUCAGCUGAUGAAGAUAAACCAGUGACACACAUUUGGCCCCUUAAUAGCCAGGAGCCAGAGAAGAAAAUGAGCACGGUGUUACCCGAUAAAAUCACAACAAUGGCACACUGUCCAGACUCCUGUUACCUCGCAGCUGGAAUUGGUGUACGAUUAUACAUCUGGCACGUACCGUCAGGAAAAUUGUUCUCAAUACAAAAAAAGAACUUUCAGCCAAUCAGCUGCAUCAAAUUUUCCAGUGACGGCAGUUGUGUGAUCGUAGCUGGACAAGAUGGGAUGUUAAUUGUGUACAAACUAGUCAGUUUGGUGAGUUUACACAACAACUUACAGUCACAGAGUGAAGGUCAGAUCGAACCCCUUUACACCAAACACGAUCACACUUUGCCAAUCACAGAUGUACACGUUGGUAGUUUUGGGCAUGACGCACGUUUUGCCACAGUUUCAAGCGACAACACGUGUAAAGUGUACAGUUUGAAAAAUGGAACGCUCCUCCUUAAUUUGGUGUUUGAAGAGGCCUUGACUGCUGUGAUUUUCGAUGGACCCUGUUGGAACCUCUACGUUGGUAGAAAUUCCGGAAAAAUCCAACAAUUUUUUCUAAAAGCACCUCCAAGGAAUGUCGAUGAGCAUGUUGGUGACUUAGUUUUCAAUGGUCAUCAAAAACGUAUUACCUGUCUCGAUUUGGGGAUUUCGAAUGGGGUGCUCGUUUCAGGCGCUGAGGAUAAUUUUGUGUUUAUUUGGGAGAUUUCCAGCAGGCAGAUUUUGAAGCGGAUCGAACAUAAGGGGGCUAUAACUAACGUGAAGUGUUUGUUGAAGCACGACAAUUUUUUUACUCAGAAUUUGAAACAUGAACUUGUUGUGAGAAAUCUUGAUAGGGAUUUGAUUCAGUCUGAAGUGUUCGACGUGGGGUAUAUUCAAGAUUGUGAUAUUGAGUUGAGUGAGGAUGAAUGUGAGACAGGUCAACGGAUAAACGACACGCGCUUUAAGGAUUUGAAGGUGGAAAAUGCGAAGCUCAGGGCCACAAAUCAGCAGUUAUAUGAGGCUGCAUUGAGAAUAUCUCAAAAAUACACCAGUUUUUAGUUUAGGUUUUUCAAUGUACAUAAUUUGUAAUAUUCUUCUACAAUAAGUAAAUUUUAUAUUUGUUUGUUUAA
Zophobas morio is the source of this 1421-nucleotide messenger RNA. Its product is annotated as WD repeat-containing protein 18-like. The transcript has 2 exons. Gene Ontology annotation, molecular function: protein binding. The coding region runs from base 118 to 1350 and encodes 410 amino acids. Gene Ontology annotation, biological process: DNA-templated DNA replication; rRNA processing. NCBI's taxonomy places the organism in Eukaryota, Metazoa, Arthropoda, Insecta, Coleoptera, Tenebrionidae. Gene Ontology annotation, cellular component: nuclear pre-replicative complex. The record is from RefSeq and is a predicted model, not a curated record.